AUGUCCAAUCGUCUGUUAAUAUUCGGCCUCCUGCUGCUAUCCACGCAGCUUCUCCAUCUUGCCAAUGCCUCAGAAGCCACCAUCGAUAUCACGAUCAGUGCCGAGGAUCUGGAGGACGAUUCGGAAGAAUCGAAAGAAGAUAUUAGCGACCCUUUCAUGCCCGAUGAGAAGGCUGAUAUCGAAUUUAGCAAUAAAGAAGUAGUCAAACGCAAGGAGGAGUGCAACAACCGUGGGAUGGGUAUCAACCAAGUGAUCAUCGGAGUGAAAAAGAAGACGGCGCAGGCUGUAAACACCACGGCGAACGGUCGAUUCGGGUUGGCUCUGGAUCGCGAUGCCGCUAUUCAGGCGCAUUGCAACACUCGGCGUGCCCCCAGGCAACAACUCAUCCAGGAAAAGCACGAAAUCAGGGCGAAGCGGCAAAGGUUGAACCAGGGACCCAUGGGGAUUACGGAGCUCCGCGGCUACGUCGCUGCGCGAAAAGACGCGAAACACGCGGCGGCAAACGCGACGCACGCGCUGCAAGCAGCCCAGCAGCAGCUGAAGACGCUCGUUGACAGCAAAGCCCCGAAAGUCCAGCUGGAUGCUCAGCGUAAAUUGGUCAACCAAGCACGAUCAAGAAACCAGCGGGCCAUCAAGAAACUGCAGAACGCUAUCAACGAGCACAAGAUUGCGAAGCGCCGGUUCGUGACGCUGCACCCGAAAAAUGCCGCCGUCCUGGCCGCCAAGCAAAAACUGGAGCAGCAGCCGAAGAAGGCCGGGAAAGUUGGAGGAGCUGUCCUGAAGCCGAUUCUCGCCGCAAGACCACCUGGAAAACCCCGUGGAAAGCGAGCUGCCAACAAUUCCACGACGCUCCGCGCUGACGGAAAGGGAGUGGACGCGAAGGCGACGAGCUAUGAAGAGUGCAUGACCAUCGCUUGUCUAUGCAAAUUUUGGAAUGGCACCGCUUCUCAAAACUGCACCUACAAGGGGGUACCAUUGACGAAGUCAAUCCGCAAGGAGUACCACAUGCUGACCGACUCGGAGCGGCAACGUUACCACGCCGCACUCACCAAGCUGAAGGAGAAGGGCGUCUAUGAUGUUUUUGCCACUUUCCACGCCGCGGCGGCCCACGCCGUCAACGCGCAUAACGGCCCCGCUUUUCUGCUAUGGCACAGAGAACUGUUGAAGCGUUACGAGCUCGAGCUCCGCAAAAUUGACCCGCUCGUCGGCCUCCCCUACUGGCUGAGCAGCGUCAACAACUACGCCCCGAAACAGGGCGAAAUUGUGUGGCGCUCGCAGAAGCAGAUCACGUUUAGCGACAACUUCAUGGGCACCCCAGUGGGAGCGAUCACGGCUGGACCCGCGGCUGGCUGGAAUAACACGGCUAAAACCGGUCCUCUCACCCGAAACGUCGGUCGUAGUCUCGUGUACUACGUCACCACUACCGUCUCGCAGAUCAUGAAAUACGCCUCGGAUUACACGUACAUCUUCCGGGUUUUGGACCCGAUUAAGAUGUGGCGUCAAAAGUGGCAGGAUCGUGAUGAGCGUGAAACACAGUACCCCUCGGAUGACAUUAUAUCUGGAUGCGUAUCUUCCACCCAUUCUGGUGGAGCCGCGUUGGAGCCGUUUACAAAUCUUAGGGUUAUCGACGCGCUCUCCAACCUCUACACCGACGAGCUCUACGAAUACGGGACACCACCAAGCUGUACGGCGGCCAAGCCAGAUUGUGGCAGUCCAUACUUGUUCUGCUCGUUGAGCAACGUCUCGUGGUGGGAGACGGCCGACUCGAUGGUCAAGUGCAUGGCCAAGAUAUUGCCAGGCGGAUCGUGCGGCGACUUCGUGAAGGGCGAGAGCCCGUGCUACCAGGGGAAAUGCGUCAAUGGGAAUUGUGUCUUGGAUCUGGGAAUUGAUGGAGAUGACGUGCAGGACAUUGAAAUACCCGAUUCUUCCGACGAAAAAGAGGGUUUGGAUCCGGAGCUACCGGACGAGAAGCCGGACGUCAAAUUUGCCACAAACGCCAACCAAAAAAGCACCGGCCGAUUCGGGCUGGCCAUGGAUCGAGAUGCGGCGAUAAAUGCUCACUGCCAUCAUCGAAGAGUUCAACGACGAAAAUUGGCCGUUUUGAGACAGGAAAAUCAUGCCAGAAAGCAGCGGCUAAACCGUGGCCCAAUGGGGAUUACGCAACUUCACGAAUUCGCAAAAUCUCUUACAACAGCCCAGCAAGCUUUGAAAAAUACGUCGGCUGAAUUGCAUGAGGCGCAGAAGAAGUUGAAGGAAUUGAUUGGAACUGCUAGUCCAAAUUGCCACUACAAGAAGCUCCCGUUAACGAAGGCGGUUCGAAAAGAAUAUCACACCCUCACCGAUGUAGAGCGGAAUCGAUAUCAUGCCGCGCUGAAAACGCUGAAGAAAAAGGGGGUCUAUGAUGUAUUCGCCACCUUCCACGCAAAAGCCUCAAAUGCGAUGAAUGCCCACCACGGGCCUGCGUUUUUGCCCUGGCAUCGAGAGCUGUUGAAACGCUAUGAACUGGAACUCCGCAAAAUCGAUCCACGCGUUUCUCUACCCUACUGGCUGAGCAGCGUCAACAACUACGCGCCAAGAGAGCCAGACUUUCCGUGGCGUUCCAGGCAACAGAUAACGUUCAGCGGUCCAAUAACACGGAACGCUGGGGAUCGUAACGCAUAUUUCGUGUUGACGAACGCCGCCCUAAUCCUGGAAUAUGCCACCGAUUACACGUGGGUAUUCCGGACGCCACCACCUUAUAUGGAGUCUUGCACCACGGACUGGUUCAAAUCUACGCAGCCCAGCUUCGAGGUCUACCAUGGCUAUGGGCAUAUGACCGUUGGAGGAGAUAUGAACACUACGGCGACAGCGGGCGCGGAUCCGCUGUUCUUCAUGCAUCACGCCAACUACGAUCAGUUAUUCGAGACAUGGCGCCAGAAGUGGCAGGAUCGUGACGAGCGUGAGACCCAAUACCCAUCAGAUGACAUCAUUUCUGAAUGUACUUCAGCUACACACCAAGCUGCCGUGGCCAUGGAACCAUUUACGAAUCUUAGGGUUAUCGACGGCCUCUCCAAUCUUUAUACCGACGAGCUCUAUGAGUACGCCCCGGCGCCGAGCUGUUCGGCGGAGAAACCGGAUUGUGGUAGUCCAUACCUCUUCUGCUCGUUGAGCAACACCACGUGGUGGGAGACCCAGGUGCCGGUCAACUGCCUGGCGAAAAUGAUGCCGGGUGGUGAGUGUUCUCAUUUCGUCUCUGGGGAGAAGCCAUGCUACCAAGGAAAAUGUGUUAACGGGAUCUGUGUGGUUCGUUUUGAACCU
Molecule: messenger RNA, 3297 nt
Organism: Mesorhabditis spiculigera
Lineage: Eukaryota; Metazoa; Nematoda; Chromadorea; Rhabditida; Rhabditidae
Source: the annotation of a GenBank genome assembly